CGGCCGAGUGUUCCUGCGUGUAUUAACUCUCGAUGGUUCUGUUUGUUCCUCCAGCUGCAGGAGACGGUGAAGAGGAAGCUGGAGAGCGCCGGUUCUCCGCUGGGCAGAGAUCAGGUAAACGGUUUCAGCGACGGUUUCCCCCCAAACAAGAAGGCCUGUCUGGAUAACGGCACCACCAACGGCUCCCCGCUGGACUCCAAACUGGGCAUCAGCGACUCUCUGAACUCUAACGGGACCCACGCGCAGGCCGGGGAGUCGGCGGAUGGCGGCAGGGAGCCCGUUUCGGACUUCCAUCGGAAGGAGAUGAAGCAGGAGCCCGACGACAUCCUGCCCAUCAUGCCGCCGUCGGGAGCAGGCAACAACAGCCUGUUCCCCGACCUCAACCUGAACGAGCAGGAGUGGACGGAGCUGAUGGAGGAGCUGAACUGCUCAGUGGCCUACGAGGACAUCCAGGACAUUCUCAAUGACGGCUUUGAGGACCGCAAGGACCCGCUGGAGCUGGCGCCGACUCCAGGCGGUGCCGGGGCGGUGGGUGGAGGAGCAGGAGGAGCAGCAGGUGGUGGCGGAGGCGGUCAGUCCUCGCAGGGUCUGCUUCCUCCGGAUCUGGCCAGCGUGAAGACGGAGUUCUCCCCGGCCUCGGUGGCUUUCGAGCAGGACUCUCGCACCGGCUCCCCUCAUGUCCGGUCCACCUCCUCUGGACCGCCUCCUCACCCCACCAGCUCCCCCGUCGCCUCCUCUUCUGCAUCCUCCCCAGCUCUGCCACCAUCCCAGCCGGCUCCUCCACCCAGGCAGCUCCAGCCUCCCCCGAACCACCUCCUCCCUCCGGGCCCCCCGGUGCCCAAAGACCUGUCCCCCGCCCAGCAGCUCCAGCAGCUGGCCGCCCAGCAGCAGAGGGCCCAGCACCUCCACGGCCAGAUGCAGCACAAACAGCAACAACCAGGGGCCAAGUUCCACAACCAGGGGCCCCACGCCCACCCCCCGCCUUGGCCCCAGAUGGCCAACACUUCUCAGAGCCCACUCGGGGGCGCGUUUGGUAUGGACAAGCCCACGAGCCCCUCCCUGUACCCCCAGGACUUUAACCCCAACGCCCAGAAGCAGCUGCUGAUGCCCGGUCAGCCCAACAAAAGCUCUCCCAAGGCGGGGGCCGGCAGCUACAUGCCGGGGCCCACCGGACACCCCAACAUGAUGGGUCACCCGACGUCAGGGCUGCCGCUCAGCCACCCGCCGGCGCCAGGAGCUCAGGCUUCGACCGCCAUGCCGAACUAUAACAACACUAAACCUCUGUCGCACUUUGAGGCGGGGCCAGGGCCGCCGCGGCCCCCCAACACCCAGAUCCAGAACAAGGCGGCCCUGCUGACGCUGAUCCGACAGCAGCAGCAG
Plectropomus leopardus (leopard coralgrouper) is the source of this 1380-nucleotide messenger RNA. Lineage: Eukaryota; Metazoa; Chordata; Actinopteri; Perciformes; Serranidae. The record is from RefSeq and is a predicted model, not a curated record.